AAGAUCCAUUUUAAUAUUGUGCACCCACCUACGCCUUGGUCUUCCUUCUAGCUUUCACAUUAAAAUACAGAUACAAUUCUACAACUCUACAAUUCCUUAAGUUUCUACCAUCUUCAGUGCAGAAAAUGAAGCAAAGCAAGCAGCAAACAUUCUUAUGAUGGGGAAAUAUAUUCCUCCGAAACGCAGGCAAACUUCUACCAUACUACACGGCAUAAAAUCUGAAAAGGCAAUAGUCUUCAUAGUUCAUAGUUAAUUUUCGGUUGUCAUUUCUUUGUUCGCAGAAUUAUGAAGUUCGUGCAAUUCUAUAUAAUCUAAAGAGGGAACGGAUAUGGCUCAUCGAAAGGCGGACAGUUACACUCUGCCCUUAUCACGAUGUUAUCAGAAUCAUGAUCUACUUACAUCUGUUUACGAAAUAACUGCUAAUCCUAUCAAUCUUAUGAUCAUAGUGGGGGAGGGGGAUUUGAACAAGCAGGUUCUGUAUAUAAGGCAUGAUUCCAUGCUCCAAAUCACAGUUACAAAUUCCCAGACUGUAAUAAUAUUCUUGUGUGGAAUUUUGGAAAGCAAACACUUUACCAUGACGUGUCUCUGCAAGUUGGUAGCACUGAUGCUGCUGUCUUCAGUCGCCAUUAUUCGUGCAGAUGAUCCAGCCUACGUCACCUGUUUGGACACCAAGGAAUGUGCGCCUGCGCAAUGCUGUGUUCUGGAUGGUGGACACAGGUACACUUACCCCAAGUGUUCCAGUUUGCUUGGAUUGGGGAGUCUCUGUCGUCCUGAUAACGAGCCCAAAAAUUUCACUCUGUCUUACCCAACAGGGGAGACAAUCAGGAUUACCAACGUGUACGCUAAUGUCUGCAGAUGCGCCCAGGGACUGGUGUGUGACCGCAUGAGCGGGGGAACCUGUCAGGAAGCAGCAGAUGUCAAAGUAAAACCAAGCGACUAGAUCCUCGUGCACCACAUUCACGUCCGCUGUAAUCACACUCAGUUCCGUGACACAAUUAUUUCGUAGUGCGACGCACAAAAUUCCCCCAGGAAAUUCAGUAAUAGGGAAUCUACGGACAAACGUUCAAAACUGUGGAACUUACUGACCUACGUAAUAUCCCGGCAGGUUUUGAGCGUCGUACGGA
Cryptotermes secundus is the source of this 1124-nucleotide messenger RNA. RefSeq lists its product as uncharacterized. The transcript has 3 exons. The coding region runs from base 329 to 940 and encodes 203 amino acids. The record is from RefSeq and is a predicted model, not a curated record. Lineage: Eukaryota; Metazoa; Arthropoda; Insecta; Blattodea; Kalotermitidae.